CUGUCCUUUGAAGGGCUCCCGGAGGAGGCAUUUGAGCAUCUGACCAACCUCAAUUACCUGUACCUGGCCAAUAACAAGCUGACCUUGGCACCCCGGUUCCUGCCAAAUGCCCUGAUCAGUGUGGACUUUGCUGCCAACUAUCUCACCAAGAUCUACGGGCUCACCUUUGGCCAGAAGCCAAACUUGAGGUCUGUGUACCUGCACAACAACAAGCUGGCGGAUGCUGGGCUGCCGGACAACAUGUUCAAUGGCUCUGGCAACGUGGAGAUCCUCAUCCUGUCCAGCAACUUCCUGCGCCACGUGCCCAAGCACCUGCCACCUGCCCUCUACAAGCUGCACCUCAAGAACAACAAGCUGGAGAAGAUCCCACCAGGGGCCUUCAGUGAGCUGAGCAACCUGCGUGAGCUGUACCUGCAGAACAACUACCUGACUGAUGAGGGCCUAGACAACGAGACCUUCUGGAAGCUCUCCAGCCUGGAGUACCUGGAUCUGUCCAGCAACAACCUGUCGCGGGUCCCGGCAGGGCUGCCGCGCAGCCUGGUGCUGCUGCACCUGGAGAAGAACGCCAUCCGGAGCGUGGACGCAGACGUGCUGACCCCCAUCCGCAGCCUCGAGUACCUGCUGCUGCACAGCAACCAGCUGCGCGCGCAGGGCAUCCACCCGCGGGCGUUCCAGGGCCUCAAACGGCUGCACACAGUGCACCUGUACAACAACGCGCUGGAGCGCGUGCCCAGCGGCCUGCCCCGCCGCGUGCGCACCCUCAUGAUCCUGCACAACCAGAUUACCGGCAUCGGACGCGACGACUUUGCCACCACCUACUUCCUGGAGGAGCUCAACCUCAGCUACAACCGCAUCACCAGCCCGCAGGUGCACCGCGAUGCCUUCCGUAAGCUGCGCCUGCUGCGCUCCCUGGACCUGUCAGGCAACCGGCUGCGCACGCUGCCGCCCGGGCUGCCGCGCAACGUGCACGUGCUGAAGAUCAAGCGCAAUGAGCUGGCCGCCCUGGCGCGCGGGGCCCUGGCUGGCAUGGCCCAGCUGCGGGAGCUCUACCUCACGGGCAACCGGCUGCGCAGCCGGGCCCUGGCCCCCCGUGCCUGGGCCGACCUCGCUGGUCUGCAGCUGCUCGACAUCGCCGGGAAUCAGCUCACGGAUAUCCCUGAGAGGCUCCCCGAGUCGCUCGAGUACCUGUACCUGCAGAACAACAAGAUUAGUACUGUGCCCGCCAAUGCCUUUGACUCCACACCCAACCUCAAAGGGAUCUUUCUCAGGUUUAACAAGCUGGCCGUGGGCUCUGUCGUGGAAAGUGCCUUCCGGAGGCUGAAGCACCUGCAGGUCUUGGACAUAGAAGGCAACCAUGAGUAUGGUGACAUUUCCAAGGACCGGGGCCGGUUGGAAGAGGAAAAGGAGGAGGAGGACAAGGAAGAGGAGGACGAGGAGGAAGAGGAAAGGUGGUAGUGACAGGGUAACCGGAUCUGACAUAGGAUGACGGACCGCUGGAGCCUUUCUGCAGCACGUGCCUGAGCCUUGUGCGUCCCCACUCUGCCUCGCUCACAGACACACCCAGCGCAGCACCUGCCGGGCCCCCGCUCCGCACACAGGCUGGACCCGGUCUCCCACACCCACCCCUUCCUGCAGCUCAUCCGCAGCCAGACACAUGCAGACACCGCACCCACACACACCACACAGCUGCACAUCAAUGUCCCACUUUCGCCCCACACCCAACACCGCCAUCACUCCCUGAGUCCUGCAGACUCGAUGAAGGGUCUGACCUGCCCUGGCACUCCUGGGUACCUGUUCCCUGCCCCGUGGACACACGUACAUACACACACAUACACGAGUCACAUGCACACAGCCCUCCUUGGCCUAUGCCGCCAAGAGCUCUCGCCCCAGCCAGAAAUGGCCAGAGCAGCUUGCUGUCUGACUGUCUGCCCGUCCGUCUGUCCCUUGCGGAAGACACAGAGUUACCUCCAUCCUCUCUGCGGCCAGGUGCCUGCACCCUCUGGAAUUCACAAAAGCUGGCUUUUGUUCCUUUCCCUCCAUUUGGGGACAGGAACCUUCAGGACUGCUGCUCUGGCCCGCCCACCCUGCUCCCCACCACUGGGGCCCAGGCCCCGGCCGGCUGCAGGCACGUCUUUGAUGGGCCAGCCCCCACUGAGGCCAGAGGGAAGGUCUGGGGCCGCUAGGGCCCUGGGGCUGGAACUAGGCGGAGGCCAUGGGGCUGGGCACAGCAAGAGUGAAGGGCCCAGCUGCACCGAUGAGAGAACUUUUUUAUUCUUUGGGCCUGAGGGGAGUUCUGGGUGCCUUUGGUUUUUUUAUUCUUUUUUAAGGAAAAAAAAAAUGAUAAAAACUUCAAAGCAGAUUUCUCUUGUUACAGAAAAACUAAUAUAAAAGCAUUACCCCAG
Molecule: messenger RNA, 2402 nt
Organism: Physeter macrocephalus (sperm whale)
Lineage: Eukaryota; Metazoa; Chordata; Mammalia; Artiodactyla; Physeteridae
Product: podocan
Exons: 8
Coding region: 241-1455 (404 amino acids)
Molecular function (GO): protein binding
Source: RefSeq, a predicted model, not a curated record